AUGCGCUUCACCCUCGCCACGAUCGCCAUCUCGCUCCUCAGCCUCGGCGCCUCGACCGCCGACGCCGCGUGCCACAAAGUCUCGCGUCGGGCGCUCGCCGCCCGGGCCCAGCAGCCUGCCGCCCCUGCUGUGGUCCCCUUCCACCGCACCUCGUCCGACAAGAAGAUCGUUCGUCGCCAGAAGGGCGGCGCGAGGCUCAACCGCCAGGGCGGGUCCUGGGGAGGUGCGGGCUCUGCUUCUCGCGCGAGCAUGACGGCGCCGGCAGGCGGCAAUGGCAGCGGCGCACCGACGACGUCGGCCUGGAGCCAGUCGAGCUCGCAGACGAGCAAGGCGGCGCAGGUGACGGGCGCCGCUGGCCCCGGGUCGUCGAGCUCGUCGGCGGCAGGUUCGAGCGCAAGCUCGACUUCGUCCUCGUCGUCGAGCGGUUCGACCUAUUCCGGCACCGCCACCUUUUUCUACCAGGACGGCAACGCCGGCGCAUGCGGCUCGACGCAUUCGGACUCGGACAAGAUCGUCGCCCUGCAGUCGAGCAUGUACGGCUCGGGCUCGUACUGCGGCAAGACGGUCGUCGUCACCAACACGAGCAAUGGCAAGAGCGUGACCGCGACCGUCGCCGACGAGUGCCCUGGCUGCUCAACGUCAGAGUCGCUCGACCUCUCUACGGGCGCGUUCGACUCGAUCGGCGACGAGGACACCGGCGAGCUGUCCAUCUCGUGGUCCUUCUCGGACUGAGCAAGAAACGACGCAUGACUCGCAGGUCGAGCCAGCAAGAGUCCCGCACCCAGACGGGCGCUGCGCGCCUCCUCCUGUAGCUCCUUCCCCUCGCUCUCGGACCCCUUCUUUAAACGAUCUCUUCCUCUCUCUUUCCUCUCCUCUCUCCGAUGCAACGACGCAGGACGUCCGCGA
Molecule: messenger RNA, 906 nt
Organism: Rhodotorula graminis WP1
Lineage: Eukaryota; Fungi; Basidiomycota; Microbotryomycetes; Sporidiobolales; Sporidiobolaceae
Exons: 4
Coding region: 1-732 (243 amino acids)
Source: RefSeq, a predicted model, not a curated record